This is a messenger RNA of Exophiala viscosa, 1977 nucleotides long. Its product is annotated as pleckstrin domain-containing protein. Lineage: Eukaryota; Fungi; Ascomycota; Eurotiomycetes; Chaetothyriales; Herpotrichiellaceae. The coding region runs from base 1 to 1977 and encodes 658 amino acids. The record is from RefSeq and is a predicted model, not a curated record. The transcript has 4 exons.
AUGUCUGUCGAAGCACCAAAGCCUGUCGAGGAGACGCCUGCUGUGGAGCAUACCAAGACUGUACCUGAACAGCCUGAGGCACCAGCUGCACCAGUCGAGGAAACUGCUGUUGCUCCCCUUGUUGAACCAACCACAGAGACUGCCCCCGCGACUACUGAGGAGCCUGCAGUCCCCGCCAAGGAUGACUUGAAGAAGGAUGAAGUGGCCGUCUCGGCUGUUCCUAUUUCAGAAGGAAUCCUGGGAUACAAGGAGCCAACUCUGUUGAAGAGAUUCUUCUACUCAAAGCACUACUUCUGGUUCUCCGAGGAACCAUUGACGGCCGAAUCCCUUUCUACUUUCCUGCGAUCUGAGAAGGACGACGCGAAGCACUAUUCUGCGGCCUGGGCACGUGAGACCGGAAAGGGCUUGUUGUUCUUCUCCAAGCGUGCUGAGGAUAAGGCGACCCCUGCUGGCAUCAUCAACCUGGCUGAUGCCUCAAACGUCACCAAGGAAGGUUUCAGCAAUUUCUCUUUCAAGGCCGGCACCCACCAACACCGCUUCGAGGCUGUUGGGCCCAGAGAACGUGACAGCUGGGUUGUUGCGAUUGAAAAGGGUAUUGAAGAAGCCAAGGUACUGAAGGAAGAUGUUAGAGAACGUGAAAGCUACAAGAAAAACAUCGACGACUACGCUAAACCUGCCGUUGUUGCUACCACCGUCCCCGCGACCACCCGUUCCAAGUCAAAGGAACCCAAGAAAUCUCUCGAUGCUAGCACUGCCGCCUCUGCGGCUGCGGUACCUGAAACUGCAAGCACCUCUGCCACUAGCGCUGACGAAGUCAAGAAAGAGGAGGUCAAGAAGGAGAACAAGGAUCGUUCUCAAUCUCGCAAGCGUGGCAGCAUCUUCGGCGGUCUGAUUGGCAAGAAGGAAGAACAUGAUGCCAAGAAGGAAGAGAAGGCCGAGCACAAGAAAGAGGUGAAGGAGGAGAAGAAGGCCGAAGCUGACCAGACUACCGAGGAGCCCAGCAAGGCCAUUGAGGCCACUGAGGCUGCUGGCGUCGCUGGUGUUCCCACUGUUGCUAGCCCUACUGACAGCAAGACCGACAAGGAGCCAAUUACUCCAGCUACUGAGAAGAAGAACAAGCGUGGCUCUGUCUUUGGAAGCUUCUACAAGCGUGUCACUAGCCCAACUGCGGAGAAGUCGGAAGAGGAAGCCAGCGCAGCCCUCAACCUGCCACCUGUCUCCGAGACAGCGCCAAAGCUCGAGGAGCCAAUCGAGAACAAGCCCAUCGACACUGCCGCAGUCACCGCACCUGUUGAUACCGUUGAGACUCCUACUGCUGCGGAGCCUAUCGCAGAGGCAACCACCACACCUGCUACAACCGAGCCUACGAGUGCCCCCAAGACCGAGAAGAAGGGCGGCUUCUUGGGCUUCAUCAAGAAGACAGAGGCUAAGUUGGAAGGAAAGAAAGAGCACAAGGAGGAGGCCAAGGAAGCUCCCAAGGAGACGACUUCAGAGGACAAGGGCACCGAAGCCAUUGCCAAAGACCCUGUUGCCGCCGCCAGCACAGAAGCAACCGAACCUGCUGUUGUUGGUGCCCCAACCGAGACCGCUGCUGUUGAGACUCCUGCUGUCAAGGAAGAGCGACCUGCUCGUAACGAGGAGCGCCGCAGCUCCUUCUUCUUCAACAAGAAGCGAACCGAUGCCAGCGAAACCAAGGAUGGUGUUGAGGGGUCCAAGCGGGAGAAAUCCCCUGCCCCCGGCAAAUUCAUUGGCAACCUUGUACGACGUGCUAGCAAGGCGGUGAAAUCGGACGGAUCAAAGGAGAAGACUACCACCGAAUCAGCUGCGACUGCUGAGACCGCGACUUCGGAAACCCCAGCCGUUGUCCCCGAAGCCGAGGAGACCCACACCAAGACCGAAGCCAUCCCAGAAGAACCUGCUAUCACCAACCCCGAGCCUGUGGUCCCCGCUGCUCGAGAGGUCCAAGCCACGGCUUGA